Molecule: messenger RNA, 1386 nt
Organism: Callorhinchus milii (elephant shark)
Lineage: Eukaryota; Metazoa; Chordata; Chondrichthyes; Chimaeriformes; Callorhinchidae
Gene: pln1
Product: phospholamban
Exons: 2
Coding region: 232-390 (52 amino acids)
Biological process (GO): negative regulation of ATPase-coupled calcium transmembrane transporter activity; negative regulation of calcium ion import into sarcoplasmic reticulum; negative regulation of heart rate
Cellular component (GO): membrane; sarcoplasmic reticulum
Molecular function (GO): ATPase inhibitor activity
Source: RefSeq, a predicted model, not a curated record
UAUAUGGCAAUAAUUAAACCGAAAUUCUGAAUUAUGGAAACCAAAAGCAUAUCACAGUUGCAGGAACUCGGCCCCAAUGCGAUCCACGUUCGGAGGAGAGUUCCUGCGGGAUGGUCUGAUGUACAUCCGGCUAGCGUAAUCUUCUAGUCAGAGAUCAAAAAAUACCUACUGCAGCUACUCGACCUCUCACAUUUGUCUUCAUACCUCCUCACAACCUGUGCCUGUGUCGCCAUGGAAAAGGUUCAGCAAAUGACCCGUUCUGCCAUAAGGAGAGCCUCUGCAAUUGAAGUGAACCCACAGGCUCGCCGAAACCUGCAGGAGCUCUUUGUCAAUUUCACUCUGAUUCUAAUAUGCCUCCUCCUUAUGUAUAUCAUCGUGCUGCUGAUGUAAAAUUCCCAGACAAUAUCUUCGAGCAAGAAGCUCAUCUUUCGUGGACUGCUGUGAAUCUGUGGAGCCUUGAUGUGCUCUUUUCUAUGCAUCACCCUCAGGAUACUCUCACUCACGAGGAACUAAGCUAUUAAAAAUGAGCAAAACUUUUUUUUCUCUCCCUUGGUUUAAACGUGUAACGAUUUUUAACUUAAAAUAUUCCUAGAACUUAAACCACUCAGCGUGGAGUGAAAGAAGUGUUUAAGGAAAGAAUGCAUGUUCUGUUAUUUCGCACAGUACUGUCCUGUCAUAAAUAUUUACAGUGAUAUUACAAGUAUUAUACAUUGUUUGUAUUACAUUUACUUUUGUUUCUUAACCACAGUGCAAUGUCCUCCUCCAAUGCCCUAAUUUGCUUCAGGUAUGCAGUGAUUCACAUAGUACAAAGCUUUAUAUGUAAGUGAUGUGGGUCAAUUGUCACCGUUAACCUUUCAUAUAUUUUAGCUAUGGAAAUAUCUUCAUUUUAAAACUUUAUGAAAAGUCAGGGAAGAUUUGUUUUUCUAAUAAAAAAUAAAUGAGGAUAGAUAUAUUACUUAAAUGACUAAACUUUGAGUUGUAAAUUGAUCGUAUCUGUUUUAUUUCACAUCAGAUGUUUCGAAAUGUUAACCGUGAAGGCUGAGUAAGAUAGAGAUGUGAAAAGUAGAGAAUAUUUACUCUUUGAGAAAAGAGAAACUUUGGUAACAUAUUUAGAGCGCACUAUGUCAUAUAACUGUUUGCUGUCACUGUAUCUGCAUGUUAUUUCUUUAUGCUGCAAUGCUGAUUUAUUCACUGUACUUUACUGCUUGAUCAAAGUGCACAUAUUUUCACGCUGUUAUACAAUGGUUUGCACAAACAAGUAUAUCAACAAUUACAGGUGUAUAAAGUUUGCAAGUAUAUAAAUAUCAUAAGCACAGAAUCGUUUCUAAUGCAUGUGUUUUGAAAUGCUAUUACAUAAAAAGCUGGAAUAAAAAUCCUAAACAACCA